CAGGAAAACAUUACAAUGCUUUGUAAUGAAUACCAAGCUAAGGUGGGUUAGUCACAGAAAAAUAUUUUGUGCUGUCAUUUUCUCACAAGUACUCUAAUUAGAGGCACGUGCGUCGUUGUAACUCAAACAUUCCUUUGUUGUGCUAUACUGUUUGCUAUUUAAAGUAUUUAUGUUUAGAGGAACAUGUGUUUUCGUCAUUUUCUAGGAGAAACUAGGAUGCUCCUUCACCUGAAACUCUUAAGCGUAGUAAUUUUGUAUGGUAAUUUUAAAGACGAAGCAUGGGAAUUAUCAAGCAAGUUCAUCCAAAAGAAUUAUAUUGUAGAAUUUCACUACAAUUGGUUCAUAUAUAAUAAAAUAUUGCUGAGGUUCAUGUACGAGAAUAACAAUCAAAGUUUUGUGCUGGGUGGAGAGAUUAGAAAUUCUACCUUUGUUCUAAUAGAAAAGACGUACUUCAAGAUAUGUAACGACAGUGACAUGACAAGCUGCAGCAUGUAUUACACAAGUUCAGAUUAUAAAAUCGAAAAAUUAAAAGGAAAAGAAGUGAAAAUAUUCAAAAUGCCUGAUGCCUACAAAAAUAUAAAUAAUAAGGCACAAUUGGAUGAAUAUGUCAAUCUACUUUGCCAAUGUUUAAAAAUAAGGUAUAUACAAGUUUAUAACUUGGAUAACGCUGACAUUUCGAUAGUACCUACAAUUGCCAUGUUCUGGGAACAUUACGUUUCUUAUUCUUCUCCUGUAUUUGACAUAUCAACUUAUUUUGUCAUCAGAGCAGCAAGACCAAUCGAUAAGUUCAUUUCCUUGAUCAAGCCUUUUUCCAUAAACAUAUGGAUAUGCAUUUCCAUCACAACUGUGUUAUGUGUUUUCAUCAUACAUACCAUGUUGAAAAGAGAAGCUCAAUUUUUAGACAAGGAGCAUCCAAAAUUUUCAUCUCUCUGCUGGAUAUUAAUAAGAAAUGCUUUUCGUCAAGAUACGGAAAUUGAUCACAUUAUUCUCCGCACAUUUCGAAUUCUGAUUGGAUGUUGGAUCCUAGCGGUAUUUGUCCUUACUUCAGCAUAUACGGGAGUUUUGCCUUCCUACUUAAUUCAUCCAGGAAAUGAAAAAAUUCCCAAAAAUUAUAUGGAAUUGACACAAUCGGUAAAAGAUGGAAAAUAUAACAUUAGUAUGACUUUCUCCUCUGAUGAAGAAGCAAUUUUUUUAAUUAAUGGGCGGAAAUUACCCGCUAUGUUUCAGAUAUUUUUAAAAAGUAUUGAAGAAAAUCCAAACAAUAGGGUAAUAUUAGGUAAAGGCAAUGAACUGCAGAAGGUUCUUGAAGGAACAGAUGCGUUACUUGCAACAAAAUUAAGGAUUGAUCCUUUAACAAUGAAAUUUCGUAAAGAGAAUUUUUACAUUUCACCAGAUUCUCUUUUCACUAACUUUCGCUUCCUGCAGAUAAACAAGCUUCGACUUUACCAACAAAAAGAGGUGUUUGAGAUGAUAAAUAUCUUACAUCAAAGUGGAUUAUCAUUGAAACUGCAACAAGAUCUUAUAGAAGAAGAUCGAAGAUAUUACAAAUUUAAUUCUUAUGAUGACAAAGAAGAUGAAGAAUCUCUGAAAGUGGAAGAUCUCAAAGGACCAUUGAUUUUGUUAAUAAUAGGAUAUAUUCUUUCUUUAUUGGUGUUUAUUGGAGAAAUUUUGAUUGGGAAAUGUAAGAAAGGAGGAAUUCUUCCAUUAAUUUAAUAUUUAUUUACAUAUUUUAAACAGUUUAAUAACUUACAUUUCACACAAAGUAUUCAAUGGCUUUACUACUUUUGAAACUAAACACAUUAAUAAUGCUCAUUUAUUCAUCACAAAAUAAUUCAUAUUAUUUAAUUAGUCCCAGCUAUAUUGACACUAAUACAAAAAUUAUUAGUCACAUUUCAUUGUAAGUUUUUUAAAAUGAGUGGCACAUAAUAUAAAAGCUUUGACAUUGUUCAAGUUAUUAUUAAUAUAAUUUUAUAGAUGUUAAUAUUUUUUAUGAGGAUUUUAUUAUUAGAAAUGCAUUAAAUUUUUAUCGUCAUCUGUUGGAGAUUGCCUGCAAUUUUGUAUUUGAUAAAUGCAUUCGAAUAUUGAAUUAAAACGUUUCAAAAUGUCACAAGGAUUAUGGUAAAAAUUGCAAGAAUAUAGAAAUAAAUAGAAGAAGGCUGUAGGGUCAUUAAAAUUGCUGUUUUAGUGAACCGAUCUACUUUUGGAAUUUAUAAAAUUUUAGGAAAAUCAUUACCAAAUCUCAUUUAAUCUCAUUUAACAUCGGCCAGAAAGAAUCAAAAUCAUGUCUUAAUUAAAGAGAAGAAAAUCGAUUUCUGCGUUUUUGCAUAACAAUGGGAAAAAAUUUGACAAAUCAAUUUGAUUUGUCAAAUUUUUUUCAAAAUGAAUUUAAAAUUAGUGUUAAUAAAAAAUUUACAGCAACUGAACAUUUGAAAUUUCUUGCAAUGAUGAAAAACCACUGCUUACUGCUAACUAACUAAACAACACAAAUUGAUAAAAAUGCAGUGGGCUAAAGAUCGCAUGCUGUGGAAUGACCAAUGGCUCUCGGUUCUUUUCAGGGAUGAAAAGAAAAUUUGGA
Molecule: messenger RNA, 2575 nt
Organism: Centruroides sculpturatus (bark scorpion)
Lineage: Eukaryota; Metazoa; Arthropoda; Arachnida; Scorpiones; Buthidae
Exons: 10
Coding region: 184-1713 (509 amino acids)
Cellular component (GO): membrane
Molecular function (GO): ligand-gated monoatomic ion channel activity
Source: RefSeq, a predicted model, not a curated record